Messenger RNA from Hyposmocoma kahamanoa, 1674 nucleotides. RefSeq lists its product as uncharacterized. The transcript has a single exon. Bases 1 to 1674 code for a protein of 557 amino acids. The record is from RefSeq and is a predicted model, not a curated record. Gene Ontology annotation, molecular function: DNA binding. NCBI's taxonomy places the organism in Eukaryota, Metazoa, Arthropoda, Insecta, Lepidoptera, Cosmopterigidae. Gene Ontology annotation, cellular component: nucleus.
AUGGAAGCAGAACUAGUCAGACAUGUUCUUUUGUUGGAAUCUAGAUUUUUCGGCUUGACCAUUACCGAUUUACGGCGCUUAGCUUAUCAAUUAGCAGAAAAAUACGGACUGAAACACAGAUUCAAUAAUGAAUCGCAAUUAGCUGGUUGGAAAUGGUAUUACACAUUUAUGAAGAAUCAUCCAGAAAUAUCCUUACGAACCCCAGAACCCACAUCUAUGGCUCGCUGUAAAGGAUUUAACAAAGAAAUGGUGAUGGCGUUCUUCAACAAAUAUGAGUCCAUCUUAGACGAAGGUCAAUUUACAGCCGAAAAAAUUUACAAUAUGGAUGAGACAGGAUUGAGCACAGUUCAUAAGCCUUCAAAAAUUUUGGCUCAAAAAGGGAAGCACCAGGUUGGAGCUGUCACUAGCGGUGAACGUGGUGUUAACACAACAUGCAUUUGUUGUAUGAACGCAGCUGGAGAAUUUGUGCCUCCCAUGCUGAUAUUUAAACGUAAAAGGAUGACAGAGAGCUUGAUGCGAGGAGGGCCAUCGAAUACUUUGUAUGAUUGUUCAGAAAGCGGUUGGAUCGUCAGCAUCUUAUUUACCAAAUGGCUUAAACAUUUUAUAAAAUGUCUAAGACUGCAAAAAUCGCAAGAAAAUCAAAUUCUUCUCAUCCUAGAUGGUCAUUCGACGCACACGAAGAACAUUGAUGCAAUUAAUCUUGCUAGGGACUAUGGAAUAAUUAUGUUAUCUCUUCCGGCCCAUACCACACACAAGUUGCAACCAUUAGAUAGAUCAUUUUUUAAAACUCUAAAACAGAAUUUUAACGCUGCCUGCGUGUCAUGGAUGCGAAAUCAUCCUGGAUCUGUCAUAAAACAAACAAAUAUUGCAGAAAUUUUGAAAGAGGCUUAUCUUCGAGCAGUUUGUAUGGAAACUGGAAUACAUGGCUUCGAAUGUUGCGGUUUAUGGCCUUGCAAUCGCUAUAAGAUCAGGGAUGAGGAAUAUGUCAUACUUGAAGAAGAUAAUCUUAGUCUUCCGGAAUCUUCCCGCUCUGAAUUGGUUGAAGUCUCCCAAAAUUUAACAACUGAAAUACAACAAGAACAAACAAGGGCUUUCACGGAUGUGCCACAAUCUAACGAGAUUUCUGUGCAAGAACAGACUGAGGAAGCUAUGCCCCCAAAUCUUCUUGAGGUAUCGAGAAUCCACCCUUUGGAACAGCAAGAUCAAUGUCUAGAAGAGAAAAAGAAAGAAUGUUCUUCAGAGACGAAAGUAGAGGAUUUUAAAGCACAGUCCGUUAGAACGACCCUCGAAACUAUAUCUCCAUUACGGGCUAUUCCUGGAAAUUCAAGGCCACCGAAAAGAAAAACUACAGGUGCUAUUAUUAUAACAGAAAGUCCUUAUAAAAAAGAGCUAGAGGGUAAAAUAGAAGAGUCGAAGAAGAAGAAUGUAUCGAAGAAUCUAAGUGCUAUGAAAACUAAAACACAAAAGGAAAAUAAGAAAAAGAAACAAGAAAAAGAUGAAAAUGGCAGUUGGUACUGCACAUUGUGUCAAGAAGAUCUUAAAGAAACCAUGAUCCAGUGCACACAAUGUGGGAUGUGGGUACAUGAACUUUGUGCAGGAACUAAUAAAAAAACCAAAGAUUAUAACUGCGAUGAUUGCCGAGAAUUGGCGAAGACCAUCCGCCGAAUUUUUUAA